Messenger RNA from Theobroma umbraticum, 3049 nucleotides. Lineage: Eukaryota; Viridiplantae; Streptophyta; Magnoliopsida; Malvales; Malvaceae. The record is from RefSeq and is a predicted model, not a curated record.
UUUUAUUCAUGACUACCGUUCUCCGAUCGAACUUGCUUGGCAUUGAAUGUAUAAUCCAUGUACCUGCCACCCUUAGCAAACCCAAAAAGAAAUGGCACACCAUCUUCGCUACAUCUAUUGUUCUAGAACCUUUUCAUCCCUUGUCAUAGUCUCCGGCAGCCAACGAAAACCAAGGUUAUUCUUCACCCCCCAUCUCAUGUCUCACUCGCUGUUAUACAAGAAAACAGUCUAUUCCAAGUUGAUCAAACAACUCUCAUUGAGGUAGUCAAAGAGAAAAAAUUCGAUACGUUGCAGAAACUUGAUGGGGUUAAUGGUGUGGCUUCUGCUCUCGGAACCAACACCGAGGUCGGUAUUUCUGGCAGCACCGAGGACAUCGCUCGCCGACAUGAAGCGUUCGGUUCCAACACGAUGUGCAGCACUUUCACUUGGCUUCGGAAUCGAAGAACAUGGACUCAAAGAAGGUUGGUAUGACGGUGGAAGCAUUUUCGUAGCUGUCUUUCUUGUCAUUGCAGUUUCUGCUAUAAGUAACUAUAGGCAGAACAGACAGUUUGACAAGUUAUCAAAAGUCAGCAACAAUAUUCAGAUUGAUGUUGUACGCGGAGGUCGGCGCCAACAAAUCUCAAUAUUUGAUAUAGUUGUUGGAGACAUUGUUUGCCUAAAGAUUGGAGAUCAAGUUCCUGCUGAUGGAUUGUUCUUAGAAGGACAUUCCUUGCAAGUUGGAUCGAGCAUGACCGGGGAAAGUGACCAUGUCGAGGUAAAUCGCAGCCAAAAUCCGUUGUUUUCAGGAACCAAGGUGGCUGAUGGGUACGCUCGGAUGCUUGUCACUUCGGUUGGAAUGAAUACUAUGUGGGGCCAAAUGAUGAGCCAAAUCAGCCGCGACACUAACGAACAGACGCCCUUACAAGCUCGUUUAAACAGACUGACCUCAUCAAUUGGUAAGGUUGGCUUAGCAGUUGCGUUCCUGGUUCUUGUCGUUUUUGUUCGUUACUUCACAGGCAAUACAACAGAUGAGAACGGAAACCGGGAGUUCAAUGGAAGCAAGACAAAGGCUGAUGAUAUAAUAAAUGGUGUCGGAAUCGUAGCUGCCGCUGUUACCAUCGUCGUGGUAGCAAUUCCAGAAGGGCUGCCACUAGCUGUCACACUGACCCUUGCUUAUUCGAUGAAGAGAAUGAUGGCAGAUCAAGCAAUGGUUAGAAAGCUCUCUGCCUGUGAGACAAUGGGCUCUGCCACCACAAUUUGCACUGACAAAACAGGCACUCUCACGCUCAACCAAAUGAAGGUGACAAAAUUUUGGCUCGGCCAAGAAUCUAUGGAAGAGGGUUCAGCUUCAAUUUCUCUUAUUGUUGAAUUGAUCCAUCAGGGAGUUGCUUUAAACACUACUGGAAGUGUUUACAGAGCUUCCUCAGGAUCAGAAUUCGAGUUCUCAGGUAGUCCUACAGAAAAGGCAUUCCUUUCUUGGGCUGCUGGAACUGAAGACGGAUAUGGGAAAAUGAAGCAGAGUUGUGCGAUACUCCAAGUUGAAGCUUUCAAUUCUCAGAAAAAAAGGAGUGGGUUUUGAUUGGAAGAAUGGGAUGACACUGUCCAUGUUCACUGGAAAGGAGCCGCAGAGAUGAUUCUAGCAAUGUGCUCCAGCUACUAUGAUGCUUCUGAGAUCGUGAAAGAUCUCAAUGAUAGCGAAAAGAAAUUUGAGCAAAUUAUUCAAGGAAUGGCAGCGAGCACCCUCAGGUGCAUUGCUUUUGCCCAAAAACAAGUUCCAGAAGAAGAGUAUGGAAAUCUAAAAGAGCAGAAAAAGGUUAAAGAAGACAGCUUGACCCUGUUAGGACUGGUGGGCAUAAAGGACCCAUGCAGACCUGGAGUGAAGAAAGCUGUGGAAGAUUGCCAAUAUGCUGGAGUAAACAAAAUGAUUACUGGCGACAAUGUUUUCACUGCAAGAGCUAUAGCUACUGAAUGUGGAAUUCUCAGGCCUGGUGACGACAUGUCCAGUGGCGUGGUGGUAGAAGGCGAGGAAUUCAGAAAUUAUACACCACGAGAGAGGAUGAGAAAAGUUGACAAAAUCCGAGUGAUGGCAAGAUCCUCUCCUUUUGAUAAGCUUCUCAUGGUACAGUGCUUGAAACAGAAGGAUGUAGUUGCAGUCACUGGUGACGGCACAAAUGAUGCACCGGCACUCAAGGAAGCAGAUAGACUGUCCAUGGGAAUUCAGGGAACUGAAGUGGCAAAGAGAGCUCAGACAUUGUCUCUUGAUGAUAAUUUCGCUUCUGUUGCCACAGUCUUGAGGUGGGGAAGAUGCGUCUAUACCAACAUCCAGAAAUUCAUUCAAUUCCAGCUCACGGUAAAUGUUGCUGCACUUUGUAUCAACUUUGUAGCAGCAGUUUCAGCAGGUGAAGUCCCUCUAACAGCGGUCCAGUUAUUGUGGGUGAACUUGAUUAUGGACACAUUGGGUGCUCUGGCUCUUGCGACAGAGCGGCCUACAAAGGAGUUGAUGGAGAAACCACCCGCUGGUCGAACAGAGCCACUCAUCACAAAUAUCAUGUGGAGGAACCUACUGGCACAAGCUUUAUUCCAGAUAGCGGUGCUUCUUACCUUACAAUUCAGAGGUGAAUCAAUCUUUGGCGAAACAGAGAAGGUAAAUGAUACCUUGAUCUUCAAUUUUGUCCUUUGCCAAGUGUUCAACGAAUUUAACGCAAGGAAGCUGGAAAGGAGAACUUUUGAGGGCAUACACAAGAAUAAGUUGUUUAUGGGGAUCAUCGGGAUAACAAUUCUUCUUCAAAGUGAGGUAGAAUUUCUGAAGAAGUUUGCAGAUACGGAGAGGUUGAACUGGGGCCAAUGGGGUGCCUGCAUUGGAAUUGCGGUUGUGUCUUGGCCCAUUGGUUGGGUUGUCAAGUCCAUACCAGUUCCAGAGAAACCCUUUUUUAGCUAUCUCAAAUGGAGGAAGUAGGACAUCAUUAAGUCAGAAUUGCUGCUUAUUGUUAUUUUUAGCAUCCUCAUCGAUGCAGCUGACAGGGAGAAUUCUUUUUACGUCAUAAAGAAAUAAUACCAUUCUUUCAAUUGA